This is a messenger RNA of Eucalyptus grandis, 10392 nucleotides long. RefSeq names its product chromatin structure-remodeling complex protein SYD. Lineage: Eukaryota; Viridiplantae; Streptophyta; Magnoliopsida; Myrtales; Myrtaceae. The record is from RefSeq and is a predicted model, not a curated record. Gene Ontology annotation, molecular function: ATP-dependent chromatin remodeler activity; DNA binding; histone binding. The transcript has 35 exons. Gene Ontology annotation, cellular component: nucleus. Gene Ontology annotation, biological process: positive regulation of transcription by RNA polymerase II. The coding region runs from base 433 to 10179 and encodes 3248 amino acids.
GACCAGAGCAACAGCUAGAGAGAGAGAGAGAGAGAGAGAGAGAGCAGGAGAGAAAUCAAGGAAAAUCGAGAAAAGCAGGAGAAGUCGCCGAGCUCCAGGUCUCGGAAUCGAUCCCCUCGAUCGGCGAAAUGAAGCGCCGGAGCGGGAAGGGCUGACCCCCGCCGCGCCACCACCUGACGAUCCUCGGCCCACCGCCGGCGCCGGCAACCUUCGCCACCGGCGUCGCUCCCUUUUCCCGGCGCCGUCGUGGCCACAUGGACCUCGAGCGACCGCGGCUCGGGGGCUGACCUCGCCGAGGUUUGCCGCGGCGGAAUUUCGCUGAAGGUUUUCUAGGCGUUCCGAGGGUUUUGAUCGGCCGUGCAGAUCAUUCUUUCUUGUCUGUGGAAGCUUCAUUUCGGCGGGGGGGUUUUGCCGUGGUGUGAUCGGGCCAGGAUGGCGUCGUCGUCGUCGCACAAUGUCGAGUUGGAGGCGGCGAAGUUCCUGCAGAAGCUCAUUCAAGAGUCGAAAGACGAGCCCGCCAAGCUCGCUACGAAACUCUACGUGAUACUGCAACACAUGAAAUCGAGCGGGAAAGAACACUCGAUGCCGUAUCAAGUGAUAUCAAGGGCUAUGGAGACUGUGAUUAAUCAACAUGGUCUCGAUAUUGAGGCCUUGAAGUCCUCGCGCCUUCCUUUAUCAGGGGGAAAUCAAGCGGGAGAAUCCAUUGCAUCUACACAUGCUGGAUCUUCACAGGCAAGCCUACCUACCACAGCAGGCCUGGCUGAAAAUGAGAUGUCUAAGAGCGAUCCAUUUUCUUCAAAUAGGCAACCAGUUGGUCCAAAUGUUGGACCUGUUUAUUUUCAUGAACCUGCAGUGCAUAGAAGUGGUCAUUCACUUGAAAACGAAGGUUUAUCUAGUUUUGACCCAAGGUCUGCUAGUUUACAAUCGCAAGAAAGGCAUGAUCAGGCAAAUUGGGGAAGACAGCCAGAGGGUAGAAAGCUCGACACUAAGAGAAAAAGAGGAGAUUCAUCAGGUGCUGAAUCAAAUGCUGAGAAUUUCCAGAAAGUUGAUUCAUCUAACUCUUUGGUCCAUCAAAGGAAGGGAAAAGUGAACAAGGUUGAACCACUGGGGAGUUCAAUAGUUGGAGUUUCAAGAUCCAGGCUGGAAGAUCAAAUGCAGGUGGGUGGCUCUUCUCACGGGGGUCAUGGUUUUGCUCAUAAGGUGCAUGGUGAAAGAAGCAUGGAAGUCCUUCCUGUUGCAAGUUCUACCGAGAUUGAACAGAGCAUGAACAAAAGUGCCUCCCAGUUCAUAUCCUCUGCUCGAAGGGAUGAUGUUUCUACUGCUCUUGGCUCUGGAAAUCUCUUGGAACAUGAUAGAGGAAAGUCAAGUGUUCUAGACCAUGCCAGAAGGAACAUUCAGGAUCCUGGGCAGAAUAGUGUCUCCGAAGCGAUGUUGUCUAGAAGUUCGACUUUCAAAGAGACAGGGAAACGCCUUGCUGUCCCUGGCAUGCUGUUUAAGGAACAACAGUUAAAACAACUCAGAGCUCAGUGCCUUGUUUUCUUAGCCUUCAGGAAUGGUAUGGCACCAAAGCCUUUGCACCUUGAGAUAGCUCUCGGGAAUAUGCAUCAGAAAGAAGGUGGUUCUAUGGAUGGACAUCGGCCUGAGCUAGUUGCUUCUAAAGAAGUUGCACAAUCAUCUAAUGAGCCCUCAAAAGUUCCUAAUCUGGCAAAUCCACUUGGGAGACUGAAUAGGGUUGGGGAAACUGAGAGAAACUACCCAGCUUUGGCAGCUGGAAAUCUUUUGGGUUCCCAUUUUUUGAAAGAAGCCAACCAGGCAAAACUGUUGGAGAUUAGUGGCAAAUCAUCUCUAGACCAUAAUGCUCAUGAAGAAGAAAGGAGACGCCUUAUGGCUAAUAAAACUCUGGAGCCUGAGAUGCAAAUUCAAACUGAUUCACAGUAUCGUUGCGAUACCCACCAGCCAAUAGUAUCAAGUACCAUGGAGUUGGGAGUUAGCGGUCAGGUUGAAAAUGUCGAGAAGGAUAGAAGAGCUUUUAUCGAUGAACAUCAGAAUUUGAUGCUGAUGGAUGAUGCAAAUGGGAUGCCAAGAAAUGUAUCUCGUGAAGUGUCAGCAAUGGGAGCAGAAGAGGAAGAAGAAGAUAACUCACCCUCUUCUGGGCUGCCGCCUCCAAAGUACACGAUGUUGGAGAAAUGGGUUAUGCAUCGGCAGAGAAUAAAAUUCUCCGAUGAACAGAACUGGUCUCAAAAGCGGCAGAAAGCCCGGCAAAGAAUUGCCACAUCCUUUGACAGGUUAAAGAAAUCUGUGAGUUCUUCUGAGGAUUUGUCCACAAAAACCAAAAGUGUCAUCGAAUUGAAAAAGCUGCAGCUAUUGGCGCUUCAACAGCGUCUGCGGAGUGAUUUUGUGAAUGAUUUCUUUAAACCAGUAAUGGCUGAAAUGGAUCACUUGCGAUUAUUCAAGAAACAUAAGCAUGGUCGUAGGGCAAGACAGAUAGAAAGAUAUGAACAGAAAAUGAAGGAAGAACGUCAGAAGAGAAUUCGUGAGCGGCAGAAGGAGUUCUUUGGUGAUCUAGAAGUUCACAAAGAACGACUCGAUGAUGUGUUUAAGAUUAAGAGAGAACGAUUGAAGGGUUUUAACAAGUAUGUGAAGGAAUUUCACAAGAGGAAGGAGCGAAUACAUCGUGAGAAGAAUGACAGAAUCCAGCGUGAAAAGCUCACUCUACUUAAGAUCAAUGAUGUUGAGGGAUACCUGCGCAUGGUGCAGGAUACGAAAUCAGAUCGUGUUAAGCAGUUGCUCAAAGAAACUGAGAAGUACCUUCAGAAGCUUGGUUCCAAACUACGAGAAGCGAAGGCAGUGGCAAAACGCUGUGAAAAUGAUAUUGAUGAAGAUCAAUCUUUAAAUGUGUUAGACAAGAGUGAAUCUGCUUUUGAGAAUGAAGAUGAUGGUGACCAGGCAAAGCACUACAAAGAGAGCAAUGAAAAAUACUACAUGAUGGCGCACAGCAUAAAAGAGAGCAUAGCAGAGCAGCCAAACACACUAAAAGGCGGAAAGUUGAGGGAGUACCAAUUAAAUGGUCUAAGAUGGUUGGUCUCUCUGUACAACAAUCAUUUGAACGGAAUACUUGCUGAUGAAAUGGGCCUUGGUAAAACUGUUCAGGUUAUUUCCUUAAUUUGUUAUCUGAUGGAAACAAAAAAUGACCGAGGGCCUUUUCUAGUUGUUGUACCUUCUUCGGUUUUAUCUGGUUGGGAGUCGGAAAUCAAUUUCUGGGCCCCUGGCGUGCAAAAGAUAGUCUAUGCUGGGCCUCCGGAAGAAAGACGUAGGUUAUUCAAGGAAAAAAUUGUUCAUCAGAAGUUCAAUGUCCUUCUGACAACUUAUGAGUAUCUUAUGAACAAGCACGACAGACCAAAACUAUGCAAAAUACACUGGCGCUACAUUAUAAUUGAUGAAGGUCACAGAAUUAAGAAUGCUUCUUGCAAGUUAAAUGCUGAUUUGAAACACUAUCAGAGCUCCCACAGAUUGCUUUUGACUGGGACACCAUUACAGAACAACCUUGAGGAGCUGUGGGCACUACUUAACUUCUUACUGCCAAAUAUUUUCAACUCAUCAGAGGAUUUUUCUCAGUGGUUCAACAAACCAUUCGAGAGCAAUGGUGAUAAUUCACCUGAUGAAGCGCUGUUGUCUGAGGAGGAGAAUCUUUUGAUUAUCAACCGGCUUCACCAAGUUCUUCGACCAUUUGUGCUUCGAAGGCUGAAACACAAGGUUGAAAAUCAGCUGCCGGAAAAGGUUGAGAGGCUAGUAAGAUGUGAAGCAUCUGCAUAUCAAAAACUACUGAUGAAGAGAGUGGACGAUAAUCUAGGGUCUCUGGGAAAUUUGAAGUCACGGGCAGUGCAGAACUCUGUAAUUGAGCUUAGGAAUAUAUGCAAUCAUCCUUAUCUCAGCCAGCUUCAUACAGAUGAGGUUGAUGGUUUAAUCCCCAAGCAUUAUCUGCCUCCAAUCAUCAGACUCUGCGGGAAGCUUGAGAUGUUAGAUCGGUUGCUGCCGAAACUGAAAGCUACGGAUCAUCGUGUUCUGUUCUUUUCCACAAUGACGAGGUUGCUUGAUGUAAUGGAGGAAUAUCUUGGCAUGAAACAGUAUCGUUAUCUUCGUUUGGAUGGGCACACCUCUGGGGGUGACCGUGGUGCUCUUAUUGAGAAAUUCAACCAUCCUGAUUCGCCGUAUUUUAUAUUUUUACUGAGCAUUCGUGCUGGUGGUGUUGGAGUAAACCUUCAGGCAGCUGAUACAGUGAUCUUAUUUGACACUGACUGGAAUCCACAGGUCGAUCUCCAAGCGCAGGCUAGAGCUCAUAGGAUUGGCCAGAAAAAGGAUGUACUGGUUCUUCGAUUUGAGACGGUUCAUACUGUAGAAGAACAAGUCAGAAGAUCAGCAGAGCACAAGCUUGGAGUUGCCAAUCAGAGUAUCACUGCUGGCUUUUUUGAUAAUGACACCAGUCCCGAGGAUCGAAGAGAAUACCUAGAGUCUCUGCUUAGAGAGUCCAAGAAGGAGGAAGCUGCUCCUGUCCUGGAUGAUGAUGGUCUAAAUGACAUUUUAGCCCGGAGCGAGUCAGAGAUUGAUGUGUUCGAGUCAAUUGACAAACAGAGACAUGAAGAGGAGACGGCCACAUGGGCAAAAUUGGUACAUGGAUGGGAGAAAGAUGAUUCGAAACUUCUGCCUCCAUUGCCUCCUCGCCUAGUGACUGAUAAUGACUUGAAAGAAUUCUAUGAAGCAAUGAAGGCGUACGAAGUGUCAACCAGUGGGAUGACGUCGGCAAAUGGAGCAAAGAGGAAAUCUGGGUAUGCAGGCAGCCUUGAUACCGAACAAUAUGGACGGGGCAAGCGUGCAAGAGAGGUGCGGUCGUACGAAGAACAAAUGACUGAAGAGGAAUUUGAAAAAAUGUGUCAAGUUGAAUCUCCUGAUUCUCCUAAGUUGAAGGAUGAAGAGGCAAAAAAAAAAUUACCUGUAGAGCCCAAAGUGGAGCCCAAAGUAGAGCCCAAAGUAGAGCCCAAAGUAGAGCCCAAAGUAGAGCCCAAAGGGCAGGCUGUUGUUACACAGCCUUCUGCUCCACUUCCUCUGCCUGCAUCAUCUCCCUCUAUACAACCAUUACCCGUGAGCUUAAAGAACGAGGUAACGCCUCCAGCUAAACGAGGACGAGGAAGACCAAAAAGAGUGGUUGCAAAUACUUCUCCGAUGGUACCUGUUGUUAUAGCCCCUACUGAAGCUGUUAAAGUUCAUGGAGACUCACAAGGAGUUCUUUCUAGCCACGCAGCUUCCCCCACUCUUGACCAAUCUCAAAUAUCAACUCCUUUGAAAACUGAUGUCACGGUCAUGCCUCAUUCUGCUGGCGGGUUCACACCUACAUCCCAGGCAAGUCCUUUGCCUCCUUCUGUCGGUCCUCAAACUACUGCUGGAAGUCAUUCUGCUCCGCCAGAGGCAAAAGAACCUGGACGGAAGGCUCCAAGUCGAGCAGAAGCACCAAGAGGCAGGGGAAGAAAAAGGGCUGUAGGGGUUCACACGGCUCCAGAUCACUUUCCUGUUCUGGAUGCAACAGCAAAGGAGCAAUUUCAGAGUAAAUCUGCUGAUUCAACUAUGAUUAAGACCAUUGCUCCAAGUGAAGGCGCUUCCAUUUCUCCUGCAACCCAAGGUCCUGAAUCUACUUCUGCAGCAUUAGUUGGAGUAGAUUUGAGUGGAACAUCGAUUUCUGUUGUAGGAAGUGCUUUGAACUCCAUGCAGCCGUCAGGCCCUUCACCGCUUUCUUCUUCUGUCGUAGGUACUCCAUUGAUAAGUUCUAGCCCUUCCAUGGUUUUGGAGAGUAGAGGGCAUAGUCAAAAAAGUCAAAGUGCCGGUGAAGCACCAAGGCGUGGGCGAAGGAGAAAGACUUCCAUAUCUCAUACUUCAUCUGAUGUCCCUAUCGGUCAGGAUGUGAAAUUGAGUUCAAAAGCAGACCAAACGGGCACAUUAAGUGUUAAUGAGAUGAAUAAGCAAGAGGUCUCUAGUUCUGAAAUUGUUAAUGUUGGAACUGCAAGAGCUGGUGAGGCCUGUAUACCCACAGGUGGAUCUGUUUUGGACACGAAGAAUUUAAACUCUGUUCAAAGCAAACUGUCAGUGGGUUCAUCAACAGUUCAAGGUGGUGGCCAUGACGUCUCAAGUUCCUUAGGUCAAAUUCAAAGUUCUGGUUUAGCUGAUGUUGCAACUGCAUCUUCAAAAAGUGGCGGGCCAUUGGGAAGUGAGGGUGGAGGUACAUUGCCGUCACCUGCACUAACAAGUUCUUUUUCGGAAGGAGCACAUGUGGCUUUGUCAACAUCGAAGUCUGCACCAUCCAUUAGCCUUGAUUGUUCUACACCUUCAGAAAGUAGCAGUAGAACUGUGCACUCUCAGGACGUGAAGAAUGCUCAUAGCUCUGUUUCAGUCUCAACUUGCCCACCUGGGUCUGUGCAAGGUACAAGGCAAACUCGUAAAAACCAGGGCAGAGCUGAGACACCCAGACGGAGGGGCAGGAAGUCAGCUUCUGUUUCAACUCAGGUUCCAGAUGUCUCAUCAGGCAAACAAGAUACUGAUGGUCAGCAGCUGAUAGAUGUUACCAAGGAUCCAAAGUCAACAUGCCAAACUGAUUCUCCUUCUAAAUUCAAAUCACCUGCCACCUCAACAGGUGGCCAGGACACUUCCUCCAGACCUCAGAGCCUCAAUUUUGGACAAAAGAACAAUGCUGAUGUUCGUUAUGUUGCUUCUAUGAUGAAGGAAAUUUUGUCUGAAAACCGCUUGUCCAAAACUAAAAUUGGUGAACGGUCACAUGGAGAGAGUUUGUCUACUUCAAUCUUGCAAAGUCCAGGUGAUGCGUCUGUUGAGGUGAACAAAGAACAGAGUGUAAUGGCCACAACUUGUUCAGGUGGAUCAAUUGCAGAAAUGGAUACUCCUGGGGUUGAUCUUCAAACUCAGAGUAAUCAGCAUGAGCGAGAAGGUACUGGAGCAGUAGAAGAGAAGAAGUUGCCAAUUGUUUUAAAACCUGUAGUCUGUGCCCUUGAAAGUAAGGUAGCCACUGGCUCUUUAGACACUCCUGUCAAGGGGCAAGUUACCUCUGAAAGCUUGGAUGAAAUGCCUGCUAUUCCUCCUGGUUUUGAGAAAUUUGACAUUGCAGCCAGCAAAAUGAAUAUUAUUGGACAAAAUGUAGUUGUGAGUGCACUUCCAUCAGCUGCAAGUGAGAUGUCCGCUGAGGUAGCUGUAAACCAAACUUCCAAAUGUGUAACAGAGUCAGCUAUUUCAUCAAAAAAUGUGACUACAGAUAGUGACAGCAACUCUAUGAAGAGAGUGGAUUCUGUUUCAAAUGAGGCUCAUGAUUCAAGCUCUUGUAUCCAUAAAUGUCCAUCCCUCACCACUGUUGGGUCUGUUGAAACAGGUACUGGUGUAACACUGCCUGAUGGAGAGGAUUUUGUGAAGGAUGUUGCUGCAGAAGUUAUACAAGCAGAUUUGAAUCUUGGAGAAGAAGACAAUGCUAGACAAUGUGCUUCUGACGAUGAAAAUAAAGUCAAAUCCAUUGAGAAAGCUGCUGCAGAUGCAGUAGAAUCGACUGAAAAUCUUUUUCAGAGACAAGCUGAUUGUGCUUCGGACAAUGAGAAUAAAUUCAAGUCCAUUGAGAAAGCUUCUGCAGAUGCUAUAGAAUCGACUGAAAAUCUUUCUGAGAGGCCAUCUGCUUCAGUUGAUGAUCGUGCAUGCUGCAUGGGGGUGCCUUCGGCUUCUUUAGGCAAAGCAGAGCUGACGGUCACUGGUGUGAAUAGUUUUGGCUCUGAAGCAGAUAUCUCUUGUAGAGACUCUGGGAAGUCUUUUCUUGAUGUUGCCAAUCCUAUGGGUCCCUCCUCAGAGACAAUAGUUGGCAGUGAUUCUGGUGGUUGUGAAGUAGAGACAGCAAUCCUGGAGAGUCAAGGCCAUUCUGCUGUACCCGAUUCUACUGCCUUACAGGACAGUGCUGCUGAGCAAAAAACUGAGCCUCCAUUAGAGGAGCAUCUGAAUUCGCCCCAUGGCAGCAACUUUGAGGGCUUUGGAAGGUCAAUGAAAAUUGAUGCUGUCAGUGAUAAUGAUGAAGUGGUUAAAACUUCGCUUUCAGAGCAUUCAGUUCAAUUGGUGCCCCUCGGAAGUUAUUUGGCUGGAGAUGACCAAAUAAAUAAUUCCCAGGCUGUUCGAGCUAGCUCAGAAAAUAUCUCAAAAGAAAAGGCUCUUCCUUCACUAUCUUUGAUGACAGAGGAAGGACAGAGCAUCAGUGCAUUUGAAAAGGGUCCUCUUGAAGGCUUUGAAGCAACUGGGGACAAGGAGACUGCUGUUUGUGAUGCUGUCCCUCAGGUUAGUGAAAUUAUCUCAGGAAGCAUGCCAAGGAGCAUGGAUGUGAUGCUCGCUUCGGUAAUGAAAGAAGAUAAAACUGCAGCCCCCUCAGAGAAUCUGAUGACCAGUGGAGUUUCUACACAGGAAGCAAAAGUUGACGUAGCUCAGACUUCUGAAACAAUGGAAGUUUCUGAGAAUGCUGACAGUUUAUUAGGUAAUUCAUCAAGAAAUGCAGAUAUACUUGUAAAAACCAAUGAAGAAAGUACAGAAAGCUCAAUCCCUAUGGAUACUGACAUUAGCAGCUCAGUUGUGAAUAUAGAAAGAGAAGGGGAAAACAAUAGUGUUGUGGAUGAGACCAAUGUGUCUAUAGUUGAUGGGGCUUUGCCAACAUGUAUAUUAGAAGAAACACAUAACCCUUCAAACAUCUGUACAGGUGAAGGACCUAUAGGGGACUCAAAUGUCAUGUCUUCAAUUGAUGUUGAAACACUGAGUGGAGAAAAACUUGAAGCUGAGGUGGAUGCUUCUCCGGUUUUAGGGAAUGGUUCAGAGAAUCAAUUAGGAGAAGCAUGUCUGCCUUCAUCUUCCAUGAUAACACAUGAAGGGAAAAGUGACAAUUCCCCGGUCAAGUGUCCUGUUGAGAGUUCAGCCUUGUACAAGAAAGUACAAGGGGAUAUUAAGGAAAUCAAUGAUGGGGAAAUUGCAUCACAGGGGAGUGAGAUUGUGCCUGAACUUGCAUCAGGAAGCAUGGAAUCUUCUCAAGUAAAUCAGCUUGAACCCCAAGUGGUAUCUGAAAGACACGUUUCUUCCCCAGUGACAAACAUCGAGCCGUCUGAGAUGAAACCAGGAGUACAUGAAACUGAUAUUGGUGAUGGCAAGGAUACUUCUCAGAUUGCUGAGGUGCUUCCUGAAGAUGCUUCUGACAGAAAUGAACCAUUACCAAUGCAAAGGACAAGUAUAGAAAAAAUUCGGGAUGACUAUGAGGAGAAAGCAGAUGAGUGUGAUGGAAUUGAUGCUCCUUGUGUUGAUGGGAAUGUACCUGUAAACCUACAUGAGGGAAAAAGUAACUAUUCACCGGUCAAAUGUCCUGUUGAGAGUUCAUCAUUUGAGAAAGUACAAGGGUGUAUCAAGGACAUCAAUGAUAGGGAAAAUGCUUCACAAGGGAGUGAAAGUGUGCCUGACCUAGCAUCAAGAAGCAUAGAAUCUUGUCAAGUAAAUCAGCUUGAGCCCAGAGUGGUAUAUGAAGGACACGAUUCUUCCCCAGUGACAUACCUUGAGUUGUCUGAGAUGAAACCAGGAAUACAUGAAACUGAUAUUGGUGACGGCAAGGAUACUUCGCAGAUUGCUGAGAUUCUUCCUGAAGAUUCUUCUGACAGAAAUAAACCAUUACCAAUGCAAAGGACAAGUGUCGAAAAAAUUCAGGAUGACUAUGAGGAGAAAUCAGAUGAAAUUUGUGAUGGCAUUGAUGCUCCUCAAGUUGGUGGGAAUGUGCCUGUAAACCUAUCAGAAAGGAUGGACUGCUCUCAGGAAGAAUUGGUCAAGGACUCCUCCACGAAGAGAGCCGACGGGUAUGAAAUUAUUAAUGGGAGAGAUCCUUCUCAGCCUGGGUUUGUGCCUGAUAAUGGAUCUAACAUGGAUCCUACUGAGCUUGUUGAGACUGAAUAUACAUCUGAAAGAAUUGAGCCUUUAUCUUCACAAAUGAUAGUCACAGAAACGGUUCAGGAGUCCUUUGAGCAGAAACCAGAAGGACAUGGUACUUCAAUUUGUGAUGGAAUAGAUAAUUCUCCGGUGGACACAGUCAUGCAUGACGACAUUGAAAAGCAUGGACCCUUCUCAGAUAGUUGAGCUUGAGAAUGCAUCUGAAAGAAAUGAACGUUUAUCUUUGCAAUCAACAGAAGAAGAAUCUGUUCAGCCUUCCUCUGAGGAGAGACCAGCAGAGCAUGGAACUGCAAUUUGUGAGGGAAUUGAUGCUGCUAAGUUGGGUGGUUCUGUGCAUGAGUAUCCAUCUGAGAGCAUGGAUGUUGAUCCUGUGGAUACAUCUGAGAGAGAUGGACCACU